AUGGGGACUCAUCUCUACCUAGGUGUACUAAUCCUGGCUGUUUUUGCGCCGAGUGUUGCAAAUGCAGACAUCGACGUGGUCUGCGGAAAAAAUUCUGUGAGUGUGACGUGGAGGGUCAAUGCGGAGCUGGUACCGUAUGCGGCUCGGCUCUUCCUUGGAAACUGCAUGGCGUCUCAGUGGAACGUUCUGCCCACCGGAGAGGGGGAAGCGCAGUUCAACUACACGUUUACUGAGUGCAAGUUUGUGAAGACGAUAAAGGGAAAACGUAUAAUCUAUCGAAAUGAACUGAGUUACAGGCCACAGGCAAAACCAAAUCCGCCACAUUUUGUGCAUCCCAUUGAAUGUGCUUUCAGAAGACCCAGGGGUUGGGUUCCCCGGUUCCUGAACCCUGGCGCAGGGCUUUCUGAAGGUCGCAGUGGGCUGGUCUUCCACAUGGCACUGCUCAAUGAGGAGCUAUCAAGCAUAGCAAAAACAAACGUUAUUACCCUGGGCUCACCUAUCCCAAUAUGGGCGGCAGUGGAGCAGAAGUCUCAUCAGCCGCUGCUGUUGCUCAUGGAGGAGUGUGUCGCAGCCACCACAGCCGAGCUGCAGCCCAGAAGCCAGGUUUACCCAAUCAUUAACAAGGGGUGUCUUUUGGAAAGCAGAAAUGGAAACUCGGUGUUCCUGCCUCGGUACCAUUCAUCUUCCAUCAUCCUCUACCUCCAGUCCUUUAAGCUUGGUUCUGGAGAGAUGUACAUCCACUGUAAACUGACUGUAUGGGAUCCUGAAGCGCUUGAUGAAGACAAGAAGGCUUGUCAUUACGUGAAGGGAAAUGACAGGUGGGAACUACUUGAUGACCCAUCUCAGAGCUCCCUCUGUAGCUGCUGUGACUCAAGCUGCAAGUCUCGGCUCAGGAGGGGUGUCGAAUGGGUAACCUUGUGUGCUCCAUCAGAUGGCCCGAAGCGCAACUCUGUGUUGGGACCCAUUAUCAUUGUGGACCAAUCUGACUUGAAGGACAGCAACACAUUAAUGGAGUCUGUCACCACAGCUGACUCUCAGCUUCAGUAAGCUGAGAGAUAAAGCUCAGUUAAAACUGAUGGCAACUCAGAACUGAGGGGCUGAUGGCAGAGGACCUCAACCUUUCUGGACAUCACUAUUGCAUGAUUUUGUUUUU
Molecule: messenger RNA, 1153 nt
Organism: Archocentrus centrarchus (flier cichlid)
Lineage: Eukaryota; Metazoa; Chordata; Actinopteri; Cichliformes; Cichlidae
Product: zona pellucida sperm-binding protein 3-like
Exons: 9
Coding region: 1-1047 (348 amino acids)
Biological process (GO): binding of sperm to zona pellucida; egg coat formation; positive regulation of acrosome reaction
Cellular component (GO): extracellular matrix
Molecular function (GO): acrosin binding
Source: RefSeq, a predicted model, not a curated record